UUUUAGCCAUCCUCCUAGAGAGAAGGCUGAGACUUGUGCUAUAUAAACCCGGGCUGAGGCACUGCUCUCACUUCUCUGGGUUUGGAGGGGCUUCCAGGAGUGAGAAUGAAGCUCCUUUGUGCAACUGCCUUUGCACUCUUUGUGCUUUCUGCUCUUGAUUAUGCUGAUUCCUCAGCUUAUGACAAAAUAGUUAGCCACAGCCGCAUUAGGGCAAGAAAAGAAGGACCCAACGUCUGUGCACUCCAGCAAGUCAUGGGAACAAAGAAGAAAUACUUUAGCACUUGUCGUAAUUGGUACCACGGAUCCAUUUGUGGAAAGAAAGCGACUGUGCUUUAUGAGUGCUGCCCAGGGUACAUGAAGCUUGAUGGCAUGCUCGGUUGUCCUGCAGUUGCUCCAAUUGACCACGUUUAUGGAAGUUUGGGUCUCGUGUCUGCCACUUCAACCCAAAACUAUGCCGACAUUUCAAAGCUAAAAUCUGAGAUCGAGGGGCCGGGAUCUUUUACUUUCUUUGCUCCUAGCAAUGACGCAUGGGACAAGUUGGACUCAGAAGUGAGGGCUGCACUGGUCAGCAACGUCAACAUCGAACUGUUCAAUGCUAUGCAUUAUCACAUGGUUAACAAACGCCUCUUGACCAAAGAUUUAAAGAAUGGACUGAAAGUAACUUCUAUGUACAAUGACCUAGGUCUCCAUAUCAAUCAUUAUUCCAAUGGGGUGGUGACUGUGAACUGUGCAAGGAUUAUCUAUGGCAAUCAGGUUGCCACCAAUGGCGUUGUGCAUGUCAUCGACCGUGUCAUCACCAGUGUUGGAAACACCAUUAAGGAUGUCAUUGAAGUCAAUGAAGACUUGUCAACUCUGAGUGAUAUGGCUCUAAGCGCUGAACUGCUUGAUAAACUUGGUCAGCAAGGACACUUCACUCUCUUUGCUCCCACCAAUGAUGCCUUUGAUAAGAUUGAUGGUGAAGUAAUGGAAAGACUUUUAAGAGACAAAGACGUUCUCAAAGCUCUCCUGAAUUACCACUUGCUGGACUCGGUCCAGUGCUCUGAGGCCAUCAUGGCUGGAACUUCUUAUGAGACCCUGGAAGGAAACAAUAUCGAAAUCGGCUGUGAUGGAGAAAGUCUGACAGUUAAUGGCAUCAAAAUGGUGCUUAAAAAGGAUAUUGUCACUUCUAAUGGUGUCAUCCAUCUCAUUGACCAAGUGCUCAUGCCAGACUCAGCUAAACAGGUGAUGGAUCUGUUGGGAGGCUCACUGUCAACCUUUGGUGACAUGGUAGCCGAGCUUGGCAUUACCACUGAAAUGAUGGCAGAUGCUGAGUACACUUUGCUGGCCCCGCUGAAUGCUGCCUUCACUGAUGAAGUCAUGUCAAUGGAUCAAAGGGACCUCAAGAUUAUUCUGGAGAACCACGUCAUUAAGAGUAGGUUUGGCCUGGGAAAACUGUACAAUGGCCAGAGGCUGGAGACAAUUGGAGGAAAAUAUCUCAGGGUCUUCAUUUACCGCACGGCUGUGUGCAUUGAGAAUUCCUGCCUGAUAAGAGGCAGUAAAGAAGGAAGCAACGGAGCCCUUCAUCUCAUGAGGACAAUGCUGAAAUCAGCAGAAAAAACUAUGUUUGAAAUUCUGACGGAACGUGGAGGUUUCAGUGUAUUUUUGUCUCUAAUGGAAGCUGCCGGGUUGACGGACCUGCUCAAACAAGAAGGAGAUUUCACUCUGUUUGCCCCAAGCAACAAGGCUUUUUCAGUUCUAAGUGACAGAGAUGUUGCCUUAUUGAAAAGUAACCCGAAUGCCCUCAAAACCAUCCUUUUGUAUCACUUCAGUAAUGGUGUUGUCAUCGGGGGCGGUUUGGAGUCUGGAGUGACAAAUCUUGUCAAGUCCCUCCAGGGCAGCAAAGUUCACAUGAAACUUGCAAACAGCACAGUGAAGGUGAAUUCAGUUCAACUCCAAGAAGCCGAUAUUAUGGCCACAAAUGGUGCCAUUCACGUUGUCGACCAAGUUUUGUACCCCGAAGACAUCCCUGUGGGGAACCAGGAUCUUCUCGCAUUACUGAGGAGGCUCAUUUCUUAUAUACAAAUUAAGUUUGUUCAAGGAUACAGGUAUGAGGAAAUACCGCUUACAUUUAUGAAGAAGAUCAUCACACGUGUUGUCGAUAGAGGUCCUAGUGUAUCCAAGGUCACAAGGAUCGUUGAAGGCCAACCAUCUGUCACCAAGGUUACCAGGGUCGUUGAAGGUGAACCCUCCUUCACCAAGGUUACCAGGGUUGUUGGAGGUGAACCCUCCUUCACCAAGGUGACCAGGGUCAUUGAAGGUGAACCCUCCUUCACCAAGGUUACCAGGGUCGUUGAAGGCGAGCCCUCCUUCACCAAGGUUACCCGGGUCGUUGAAGGCGAGCCCUCCUUCACCAAGGUUACCAGGGUUGUCUCAGGACCUCAAUCUUCAGUGAGAACUGGCACCACAAACAUCGCCCUGGAGGGAAUUGACAUUACAAAAUUUGAAGGGGAUGAGGAGCGAUUUACCCGAUUGGUCCAAAAAGGAAGGAAUAAACCCCGAAGAGUUUUAGAUGCUAACAGGAGGAGAGGGCAGAACUGAGCAUGGACAGAUGAGAAGAUCUUCCAGGAAAAGAAGACAAACUGAGGGUUUGAAACCGAUGUCAAACAGCAGAUAAAAGUGUCAGUUCCUAAAUGUGGCUGCCAAAGCUGAUGAAAAGAAGAAGUCUUGUGAUAAACACACAAACUUAAUGGUGCUUUUACUGUAUACUGUAUACAUCUUAAAACUUUCCUAAUUCAUUAUAAAAAGUUGAAACGGAUUUAAUUUUUCCUUGAAUCUGAAAAUGCAGAAAGCGAGAGCAGCAAGCAUUUCAAGUUGUUCCAAUUUCUAUAGAAACAUCAGAUUUCUAAUCAUUUUAUGGCUUUGAUCAAGAUGAUUGUUAGAGUCAGCAGAUUUUACGAGCUGUCUGGGAAGAAAUUAAUACUAAAUUAGAAGCAAUCACUUUUCUUUUCCUUGCUGUUAUUUUAGUUCACUGGCUUUAAGUUGUUGUAUCUGUGUGUACAUUUCUUCAGCUGCUUUUAUUUUGGAACAAUGUAACCAAACCCAGGCAUUCCUCUUUCUAUUUCCCAAACUUUCAGCAAUAAAGUGCUUUUGUGUAGAUAUCUA
Molecule: messenger RNA, 3141 nt
Organism: Nothobranchius furzeri (turquoise killifish)
Lineage: Eukaryota; Metazoa; Chordata; Actinopteri; Cyprinodontiformes; Nothobranchiidae
Gene: postnb
Product: periostin, osteoblast specific factor b
Biological process (GO): extracellular matrix organization; cell adhesion
Cellular component (GO): extracellular matrix
Molecular function (GO): cell adhesion molecule binding
Source: RefSeq, a predicted model, not a curated record